Messenger RNA from Carcharodon carcharias (great white shark), 2439 nucleotides. RefSeq names its product glutamate receptor ionotropic, kainate 5-like. Gene Ontology annotation, cellular component: kainate selective glutamate receptor complex; postsynaptic membrane; plasma membrane. Gene Ontology annotation, molecular function: transmitter-gated monoatomic ion channel activity involved in regulation of postsynaptic membrane potential; kainate selective glutamate receptor activity. The annotation marks the transcript as partial. NCBI's taxonomy places the organism in Eukaryota, Metazoa, Chordata, Chondrichthyes, Lamniformes, Lamnidae. The transcript is spliced from 15 exons. Gene Ontology annotation, biological process: monoatomic ion transport; synaptic transmission, glutamatergic; modulation of chemical synaptic transmission. The record is from RefSeq and is a predicted model, not a curated record.
AUGUACCUGGACCAGACCAAUUCAACCAGAUUGUACCUGGACCAGACCAAUUCAACUGGACUGUACCUGGACCGGACCAAUUCAACCGGACUGUACCUGGACCAGACCAAUUCAACUGGACAGUACCUGGACCAAACCAAUUCAACUGGACUGUACCUGGACCAGACCAAUUCAACUGGACAGUACCUGGACCAGACCAAUUCAACUGGACUGUACCUGGACCAGACCAAUUCAACUGGACUGAACCUGGACCAGACCAAUUCAACCGGAUUGUACCUGGACCAGACCAAUUCAACCGGACUGUACCUGGACCAGACCAAUCCAACCGGACUGUACCUGGACCAGACCAAUUCAACCGGACUGUACCUGGACCAGACCAAUUCAACCGGACUGUACCUGGACCAGACCAAUUCAACCGGACUGUACCUGGACCAGACCAAUUCAACUGGACUGUACCUGGACCAGACCAAUUCAACCGGAUCUGCUAUCUUGGACGACCACACUACCUGCGGGAGGGGAGAACGGUUAGCUCUUGCACUGGCGAGGGAAAAAAUCAACAGCGUCAUCGAGGUCCCGGCGAAAGCUCGUGUGGAGGUUGAAAUCUUUGAGUUGCAACAGGACAGUCAGUACGAGGCGACGGAUAUGAUGUGUCAAAUUCUACCCAAGGGCGUGGCUGCCAUUCUGGGACCAUCGUCCAGCCCCGCGUCCGGGUCGUUUGUCAGCCACAUCUGUGGAGAGAAAGAGAUUCCCCACAUUAAGGUUGGUCCAGAGGAGACGCCAAAAUUACAGUACCUGAGAUUUGCUUCUAUCAGCUUGUACCCAAGUAACGAAGACAUUAGCCUGGCUGUGGGCAGUAUUCUGAAAUUCUCUAACUGCCCCUCCAGUAGCCUCGUCUGUGCCAAGGCUGAAUGUCUUCUCCGCCUCGAAGAGUUAGUACGCCAGUUCCUUAUUUCGAAGGAUUCACUCUCGAUACGAAUGCUGGACCAUUCCAAUGACCCCACGCCGCUACUGAAGGAAAUAAGGGAUGACAAGAUCUCCACCAUCAUCAUCGACGCCAAUGCUUCUGUGUCCGAUCUCAUUCUGAGGAAGGCUGCAGAACUGGGAAUGACCUCAGCAUACUACAAAUACAUUCUCACCACAAUGGAUUUCCCUCUUUUACAGCUCAGUGAGAUUGUGGAUCAGCAGGCGAACAUCAUCGGCUUCUCCAUGUUGAAUCCCAGGCAUCCGUUCUUCCUUGAAUUUAUCCGUAGCCUUAACAUGUCGUGGCGGGAAAAUUGUGAUACUGCUCAUUUCCCAGGAGCUGCACUUCCCUCUGCACUGAUGUUUGAUGCAGUCCACGUGGUGGUGAAUGCAGUCCGGGAGUUGAAUCGCAGCCAAGAGAUUGGUCUGAGACCCCUAUCGUGUACAACCUCACAGAUCUGGCAGCAUGGGACCAGCCUCAUGAACUACCUACGCACAGUGGAGUAUGAAGGACUGACAGGCCGAGUGGAAUUUAACAGUAAGGGCCAGAGGAUGAAUUACACUCUGCGGAUUCUCGAGCAGGGGAAGAUUGGUCUCAAACAGAUUGGGAGUUGGCACUCUAUUCGAGGUCUCAUAAUGGACGCCACCUUCCUCGACAUCAACGUCUCCGAGACACUCAUCAACAAAACUCUCAUCGUCACCACUAUCUUGGAAAACCCAUAUGUGAUGAGGAAACACAAUUUCCAGGAAUUAACGGAGAACGAUCAGUAUGAAGGGUUCUGUGUUGACAUGCUGAAGGAGCUGGGAGAUAUCCUCAAAUUCAACUUCAAGAUCAAGCUGGUGGAAGACGGACUGUAUGGAGCCCCCGAGUCGAACGGUUCAUGGACUGGCAUGGUGGGCGAACUCAUCCAGAGGAAAGCUGACCUUGCUGUUGCUGCCUUCACAAUCACGGCCGAGAGGGAGAAAGUUAUCGACUUCUCCAAACCAUUCAUGACGCUGGGAAUUAGCAUCUUGUACCGAAUGCACAUGGGUCGGAAGCCGGGGUACUUCUCCUUCCUGGACCCCUUCUCUCCUGCAGUCUGGCUCUUUAUGCUCCUGGGUUACCUCGCUGUCAGCUGUGUGCUCUUUCUAGCGGCCAGAAUGAGCCCUUACGAAUGGUACAACCCCCACCCGUGCCUGAGGGAACGUAUGGAUAUCCUGGAGAACCAGUACACCCUGGGGAACAGCCUCUGGUUCCCCGUUGGAGGCUUCAUGCAGCAGGGCUCCGAGAUCAUGCCCCGGGCGCUCUCCACGCGAUGUGUCAGCGGAGUCUGGUGGGCCUUCACUCUGAUCAUUAUCUCCUCGUACACUGCAAACCUCGCAGCGUUCCUGACAGUCCAAAGGAUGGAAGUCCCCAUCGAAUCCGCCGAUGAUCUCGCUGACCAAACCAACAUCGAAUAUGGGACAAUUCAGGGCGGCUCAACGAUGACGUUUUUCCAG